This is a messenger RNA of Lentinula edodes (shiitake mushroom), 2877 nucleotides long. RefSeq names its product Adaptor protein complex AP-2 alpha subunit. The transcript is spliced from 11 exons. Gene Ontology annotation, biological process: intracellular protein transport; clathrin-dependent endocytosis. Gene Ontology annotation, molecular function: clathrin-cargo adaptor activity. The record is from RefSeq and is a predicted model, not a curated record. Bases 61 to 2856 code for a protein of 931 amino acids. Gene Ontology annotation, cellular component: AP-2 adaptor complex; membrane coat. Lineage: Eukaryota; Fungi; Basidiomycota; Agaricomycetes; Agaricales; Omphalotaceae.
CGCUGUUCAAUCCAAUUUGUUCAACUUUCAAGGUGAUUGCUCUCUCGUUUAUUCACCACAAUGGCCACCACAAUGCGGGGGUUGACCCAGUUCAUCGCGGACAUCCGAGGCGCGAGGGUCCGCGAACUGGAAGAGAAGAGAAUCAAUAAGGAAAUGGCUAAUAUCAGGAAAAAGUUCAAAGACGGUAACUUGGACGGAUAUCAGAAGAAAAAAUAUGUGGCCAAAAUCAUCUUCACGUAUAUUCUUGGGUACAAAGUCGACGUUGGGCAUAUGGAAGCCGUGAAUCUCAUCUCCAGCCCGAAAUAUAGCGAGAAGCAGAUUGGAUAUCUUGCUGUCACGUUGCUAAUGCACGAAAAUUCAGAUUUCUUACGACUAGUGGUUAAUUCUAUACGGAAAGACUUGCACGGAAACAACGAGAUCGACAAUUGCCUCGCAUUACAUGCUAUUGCAAACGUUGGAGGAAGUGAAAUGGCCGAGGCUUUAGCAGAAGAUGUGCACCGACUCCUCAUUUCUCCAACAUCAGAAAGCUUCGUCAAGAAGAAAGCUGCUUUGACACUGCUGAGGCUAUAUCGCAAACACCCCGAUGUCAUUCCUGCUGCUGAAUGGGCUCUUCGCAUCAUUUCUCUCAUGGACGAUGAGGAUUUGGGAGUCGUAAUAUGCGUUACAAGUCUUGUGAUGGCUCUUGCCCAAGAUCAUCUACAUGCCUAUGCUGUUUCCUACACGAAAGCCGUAGACCGACUAAAUCGUCUUGUCAUUGAGCACGAGUAUUCUGCUACUUAUGCAUAUUACAGAGUACCUUCACCCUGGCUGCAAGUCAAGCUUCUACGUUUACUUCAAUAUUACCCUCCUUCAGAGGAUCCAGCCAUUCGCUCAGUGCUGCACCAGGUCCUGCAAACCACCAUGGAUAAUAGCGCAGAACCUUCCCGCAAUGUUCAGCAUAACAAUGCCCAACACGCCGUCCUAUUUGAGGCUAUCGGUUUAGCAAUUCACCUUGACACUAACUCACCCUUAGUGAACACUGCUGCCGUACUGCUAGCACGUUUCAUCUCCUCAAAGGAGACAAAUGUUAGAUAUCUGGGCCUUGACACUAUGGCUCAUCUAGCGGCUAGGGCCGAGUCCCUCGAACCCCUCAAGAAACACCAAAGUACCAUCAUUCUCUCAUUGCGGGAUAAAGAUAUAUCAGUUCGACGACGAGCUCUUGAUCUUUUGUACAGCAUGUGCGAUAUCGACAAUUCCGAGUUGAUUGUCGGGGAGCUUCUUCGAUAUCUCAGAGUUGCUGAUUACGCACUGCGCGAGGAGAUGGUACUCAAGAUCGCCAUAUUGACUGAGAAGUAUGCCACAUCGUACAAGUGGUAUGUUGAUACCAUUUUGCGGUUAAUUAGUGCUGCCGGAGAUCAUGUAGGAGAAGAAGUCUGGUAUCGAGUUGUUCAAAUCGUCACCAACACGGAGGACCUGCAGGAAUAUGCUGCGAAAGUUGUAUUCGAACAUCUGAAGGCACCAACUGCUCACGAAAGUUUGGUUAAAGUUGGGGGCUAUAUCUUAGGGGAAUAUGGUCAUCUCAUUGCCAAUGAACCAGGCUAUAGUCCGCUCGAACAAUUCCAUAUUUUGCAUUCAAAAUCGCAAUUUUGCAUGGCUGCCACUCGUUCCUUGUUGCUUUCAACAUAUAUCAAAUGGGUCAACGUCUUCCCUGAAAUCAAGCCCCAGCUUGUCCUCAUAUUUGAACGUUAUAGACAUGUUCUGGAUUCAGAACUCCAGCAACGCGCCAGCGAGUUUUAUGCCUUAGCUCAGCGGCCGGAAGAGGAUGAACUUUUACAGAACGUAUGCGAGGAAAUGCCGCCUUUCCCUCCUCGGUCCAGCGCGCUCCUUGGUCGUUUGAACAAGGAUCAAGGGGACACAGAGGACAAGCGGACCUGGAUUCACGGUGGGAAGGACGCCAAUGUGGACCGGGAACUGACCCGGCGAAAGACCCUCAUCCAAGCCAACGGAUCUACCGCUUCUCACAUUGCUAUUGGCGCGCCAUCGACCCAGGAUGUCAUGGGUUCACUGGUUGGUCUGGACUUAAGACAUACAGAAGUGGCCAACUCGAGCGAGCGACCCAAUCUGGCUGUCGGGCCCAACAUAGACCGUUGGUAUGAAAAAUUAAUGUUCAGUUCCGAGGGUGUCUUGUUUGAGGAUGUUCAGAUACAGAUCGGAAUCAAAUCCAGAUAUCAAGGUCACAUUGGACAGUUGGCCAUAUACAUAGGGAAUAAGGUCCCAACACCGUUGACCUCCUUCAUCACUGCUGUCCAUGUUGACGACCCAGAUGCUCUUUCUGUUACUUUCGCAAAGCUUCCUCCAAAUGUGAUCGCGCCUCGCACUCAGACCCAACAGCUUUUGCACAUUGAAUGCAAAAAAGCAUUUUCCACACCCCCAAUCCUUACAGUGUCGUUUUUGGCAGGCUCACAUCAAACAACCUCGAUACGACUGCCUAUCGUACUCACCAAAUUCCUUGAGCAUGUCAAACUUGGGCAAGCUGAUUUCUUCGAACGAUGGAAACUGAUAGGUGGCGCCCCUCGAGAAUCUCAAUCGAUCUUCCCUGUUACAUUGAACAACGCUGGUCAACUUGACCUAUCCAAGUUCCGUCAGGUUGUUGCUGGUCACAAAUUCAAUCUUCUGGACGACAUUGAUCCCAAUCCAAAUAAUUUGGUUGGUGCUGGAGUUUUACACACAUCUGUCGAGGGCAAAGUCGGAUGCUUGUUGCGAUUAGAGCCCAAUAAGGAAGCAAAACUUUGUCGUCUAACGGUGCGAAGUACAUCUGAAAACGUGGCAAAGGAAGCCCAAAAGCUCUUACAAAAGUCGCUAACGACUGAUACAUAAUUGAGACUGACGAUUACAGUA